Chilo suppressalis (striped riceborer) is the source of this 650-nucleotide messenger RNA. The record is from the annotation of a GenBank genome assembly. Lineage: Eukaryota; Metazoa; Arthropoda; Insecta; Lepidoptera; Crambidae.
AUUUUGCACUUGUUAAUUUGGGACAGCGUAGGCUACAUUCAAACUAAAAAGAACACAGAAAAUGAAAUUGAUCUUCGUAGCCGCGUUAGUCUUCGGUGUCGCGAUCGCUGCACCACCCAGCGUGCAGUCAUCAAGGAGGCGAACCAUGCCAGCACUACAGCACGAGGAAGUCCAUGAUGAAUUCGGACAAUACGCCCUGAGAUACGUCACAGCAGAGGGCACAGUUGUAUCAGAGAGAGGUCGCCUAGUACCAACUCCGGAUGGCCGAGCACACGUCCUAGUAGUCGAAGGCGAGACAUCUUACAUUGGAGACGACGGCAAAACCUACGUCACUAAAUACAGUGCCGGGCUUGACGGCUCCCGCGUCGAAGGCGCACAUAUCCCAGUCGAACCAGUCGAAGUUUAAUAAAUUAAGCAACUCCAUGUUUCUUAAGUUUUAUUUGUGAAAAGGUGUGAUGUGGGACUCGUUCACGUAGUAAUCUGUGGGUGGUGAAUUAUCAGAAUGCUUUACGAAAUCAUCCUUGGACGAUGUAUGAUUCACUAUGUAGUUCUCCAUUAAUAAAAAAGAUUGCCCUGAACUCUCAUAAUAUCGAAAACCACUUUGAAGUGAAGUACAUCCAUAGGUGCAGUACACAAAGGUCAAAUUACCG